AUGCCUGUGCGAAGCUUCAUGCGAUCCAACCAGACCUCUAUCAACAAGAGCUGCCAGAACACUUCGGAACACUUUCCUUACCCUCAGCACAGUUGUCCAUAUUGUCACAAAAUCUUCCUACGUAAACUCCACCUGGAAAACCAUGUUCACUCUGGGCAACUUCUUAAAAGCCCUAGUUUUGACCAGAGCGGAAUGGACAACACCCUGGACAAGAACCGCCAACACUGCUGUCCAUAUUGCUCGAAAGGUUUCAAUCGCAAACUUCACCUUGAGAACCACAUUCGAACGCACACGGGGGACAAACGGUUCCAAUGUCGGCAAUCGCAGAGAGUCGGACAAACACCGAGCCCGAGGGUAGAGGAGACCACAUGUACUCGAGCAGUUCAGCCAGGAAGUUCCAGUGCCAUUUCUGCGAUAAAGGAUUUCAUCGGAAACUGUUUCUGGACAAUCACAUAUGAACCCCCAACUGGAGAAAAACCGUUCAUUUUCCGCAUCUGUGGCAAGAGUUUCGGUGUGAAAUGCAGUCUGAGCAGGCACAUGCUCGUUCAUGCUGGUUUUGGGAGGACCAUGGUCAUCUUGGACCCCACGUACAGUCAAAACCAAAGGCACCAGUGCGAGAUCUGUCAAAAGUAUUUUCCGCGCAGGCUAGCCCUGGAGAACCACCUGCGCACGCUCACUGGCGACCAACCCUUUGCGUGCCCCAUGUGUGCCAAGCGCUUUGCCGUGAAGGGAAAUCUGAAACGCCACAUGGUUACACACUACAUGGACAAUUCACUGCCUAACAGUUCUUAG
Molecule: messenger RNA, 792 nt
Organism: Dreissena polymorpha
Lineage: Eukaryota; Metazoa; Mollusca; Bivalvia; Myida; Dreissenidae
Product: zinc finger protein 567-like
Exons: 5
Coding region: 1-792 (263 amino acids)
Biological process (GO): regulation of transcription by RNA polymerase II
Molecular function (GO): RNA polymerase II cis-regulatory region sequence-specific DNA binding; DNA-binding transcription factor activity
Source: RefSeq, a predicted model, not a curated record